AGACAGUGGUUAUGUUUGGGUAAAGACUGGAGUAUGUAUAGAGAGUAUCUCCACUGAGUUUUCCUGCUGAGCCAGUGGAACUAAAUAUGGAUCGGGCGACAAUUGAUAUUGAGCAUUCAGAGAAGCUAGAGCAGAAAGGUCGCCUAAUGAACAUUUCUUUCAACAUUUUAUCUGAGGCUGAUGCAGUAAGGAAAUCAGUGAAGCUAAUUGGAGCUGCCAGUGAAGUGACAGAUCCUGCUUUGGGUUUUCCUAAUCUAAUUAACCAUUGCAAUACUUGUGGUGCCAAAGACAGAAGAGAAUGUGAAGGUCAUUUUGGUUUAAUCAACUUCCCUUUUACAAUUCUCAACCCAUAUUUCUUACCAGAGGUUGCACAGAUUUUAAAUAAGAUCUGUCCGGCAUGCAAAUCUGUUCAUGUUAAUAAGGUUAAGAGCUCUGGAUCAACAUCUGUGCGUGACCACUCUGAUACUUGUAAAUAUUGUGAUGGAAGGUCAAGAGAUUCUUAUCCACCAAUGAAAUUCAAAGUGACUUCAAAAGAUGUCUUCGCCAAAACUGCAAUAAGUGCAGAAGUGAGCGAAAGGUCAUCAAGCAAUAGGAGUUCAAAAGGGUCAAUGGCUUCUGAUUAUUGGGAUAUUAUUCCUUCUGAUGCUCAGCAAGAUCUAAAUAAUUUGGGAUCAAAUAAACGCCUUCUGUCACAUGCCCAGGUUUAUAACAUCUUAAAAGAUGUUGACCCGAGGUUCCUUGAAUCAUUUCUGAAAAGGAAAAGCUCUGUCUUCCUUAACUGUUUUCUUUUGACUCCCAACUGUCAUCGUGUGACAGAAUUGGGACAACAUAUAACUUUUGACACAAAAACAAAGUUGUACAAAAAACUGAUUGAUUUUAGAGGAACUGCCAACGAACUGAGUGCUCGUGUUCUGGACCUCAUUAAAGUUUCAAAGGUUCGAUCUCAAAAGUCAUCAGCUAUAAAUUCUGCUUUCAGUGUGCUUGGUUUUAAAGAUUCUGCUGUUGCUACAUCUGGUUUAAAGUAUAUCAAAGAACUACUUUUGGGAAAGCGAACUGAUCAUGCUUUUCGCAUGGUUGUAGUUGGCGAUCCGAAUAUAAAUCUUGGUGAAAUUGGCAUGCCUCGUCAUAUUGCAGAAAAGCUGCUUGUCUCUGAGCAUGUGAACAGGUGGAACUUUGGGAAGCUAAAGGAUUAUGUUGCCCUAAUACUUGUUGGUGGUGGAGAGAUUUGUGUUCGUAGAGGAGGUAGACUUGAGAAACUUAGUAUCAUUGACAAGCUGUGUUGUGGAGAUGUUUUGUAUAGGCCUAUGCUUGAUGGAGAUAUUGUUUUGAUAAACAGGCCUCCGUCUAUCCAUCAGCACUCCAUGCUUUCCCUAUCUGUCAGAAUUCUUCCAAUAAAUUCAGUUCUCUCUAUCAAUCCUCUUAUUUGUUCUCCUCUCCGUGGAGAUUUUGAUGGUGACUGCCUUCAUGGUUAUGUAUCUCAAUCAGUUGAUUCUAGAGUUGAACUCAAUGAACUUGUUGCUCUAAACAAACAGCUACUUAAUGGGCAGAGUGGUCGAAACCUUUUGUCACUAAGUCAUGAUAGUUUAACUGCAGCUCAUUUAAUUUUGGAGGAUGGGGUGACUUUGGACAAGUUUCAAAUGCAGCAAUUGCAGAUGUUUUGCUCUUGCCCAAUGCCAAUUCCUGCUAUCACCAAAGCCCCUGGAAACAAGUGCUUUUGGACAGGGAAACAAUUAUUUUCCCUACUUAUUCCUCCAUGUUUUGAUUAUGUUUCACAGUCAAAUGGUGUGCAGAUAAGCAAAGGGGAAGUUGUUACUUCUUCUAGUGGGUCUUCUUGGCUGCGGGAUAACGAUGGGAACCUCUUCCAUAGUCUUGUUAGAUGCUGUAAAAAUGAAGUUCUUGGCUUUCUGUGUGCUGCACAGGAAGUUCUUUGUGAGUGGUUGGCAAUGAGAGGGCUAAGUGUAUCACUUUCUGAUCUUUACCUUACUUCUGAUGCAUAUUCCAGACAAAAUAUGAUUGAAGAAGUCUCUUGUGGGCUGCAAGAAGCAGAGCUGCUAUCUUCAAUCAGACUUCUGAUGAUGGGUUCCAAUCAAGAUUUCCUUGUUGAAAGCACUGAAGCAAACAAACGUAGUGUAGAUUUUGGAGAACAGCAUUUGUCUUCUAUUCAGCAGCAGAACUCCUCAGUACUCAGUGAAGCUUCUGUUUCUGCUUUUAAGCAAGUGUUUUUGGAUGUUCAGCAUUUGGUGUACCACUAUGUGAGCAAGGAUAACUCAUUUUUGUCUAUGUUAAUGGCUGGAAGCAAGGGCAACUUGCUAAAAUUAGUUCAGCACAGUAUGUGUCUUGGUUUGCAGCAUUCAGUGGUUCCAUUAUCCUUUAGUAUUCCCCAUCAGCUUUCUUGUGCUACCUGGAAUUAUCAUAAGAUCUCUGUUCAUGAAUCUCAUGGUACCUUAGAUCAUUCCGGUUCUUACAUCCCGUUUGCUGUCAUUGAAAAUUCAUUUCUAACAGGCUUAAAUCCUAUGGAAUGUUUUGUGCAUUCAUUGACAACUCGAGAUAGUUCUUUCAGUGGUCAUGCAGAUGUGUCUGGGACUUUGACCCGGAAACUUAUGUUUUUCAUGCGUGAUCUAAGCAUUGGAUAUGAUGGAACAGUAAGAAAUUCUUAUGGAAAUCAACUUAUUCAGUUUUCAUACAAUAGCAGAGAUACUCUGACUCCCUGUAACUGCAAUGAUGAGUCUCCCAGUGAGACAAUUCCUGCUUAUGAUGUUGUGGGUGGUCAUCCUGUUGGUGCACUGGCUGCUUGUGCGAUUUCUGAAGCCGCAUACAGUGCAUUAGACUUGCCUAUUAGUGCACUUGAAUCAUCACCACUCCUGAACCUGAAGCGUCCCGUGAAUCACCAGUCUCAAGCUUAUCAGGAUCCUCUGCUUUGCUUGGGAGAAUCAAUAUCCAGGGCAAGCUUUCUUGCCCUUCUCUCUGCUUCCCUCUUCUUUGCAUCCGACCCUGCUUUAGCAUUCAAGUGCACCAAACCUACUUCUCAUGAUAUCUCACAUGGGGUACGGGGUGAACUUGAUGACAUGCAUGGUUUGGUUCAUGAUGCAUUGGGAAUUCUUGAACAAGAUCAUACAAAGAUAGAUGAAACUGAAUACGAAAACCAAUUGCCCAAUGUAGAAGCUGAAAAAUUUUACAAUCUAAUUGAUAAUUCUAACAAAGAGCUUUACUCUGGAUGUAAAAGAUUCUCAAAACUUUCCUUUAUGAUUCGGUUGCUUCACCUCAAAUGCCUUGGUAAACUCAGCAACAAAAUUUUUGAUAUGUUACUUGAUUUAUUGAAAGAAGCCUUUCCAGAUGCGAUGGAUGGUUUGCCUAAGUCUUAUUAUGAAGCUAAAAAGUUAAUGAAAGAAUUAGGACUUGGGUAUGAUAACUAUGAUGCAUGUCCGAAUGACUGCACUUUGUAUUGGGGAGUAGAUGCAAGCAGAAAGCAUUGUGAAACAUGUAAAGAAUCCAGAUGGAUUAAAUUUGAAAAUGAUCCGACUGGUGAAGAUUCAUGA
Coffea eugenioides is the source of this 3536-nucleotide messenger RNA. Its product is annotated as DNA-directed RNA polymerase IV subunit 1-like. The record is from RefSeq and is a predicted model, not a curated record. Gene Ontology annotation, cellular component: RNA polymerase II, core complex. Gene Ontology annotation, molecular function: DNA binding. Gene Ontology annotation, biological process: DNA-templated transcription. NCBI's taxonomy places the organism in Eukaryota, Viridiplantae, Streptophyta, Magnoliopsida, Gentianales, Rubiaceae. The transcript is spliced from 11 exons. Bases 87 to 3536 code for a protein of 1149 amino acids.